This is a messenger RNA of Penicillium canariense, 918 nucleotides long. RefSeq lists its product as uncharacterized. Gene Ontology annotation, molecular function: phosphoric diester hydrolase activity. NCBI's taxonomy places the organism in Eukaryota, Fungi, Ascomycota, Eurotiomycetes, Eurotiales, Aspergillaceae. The record is from RefSeq and is a predicted model, not a curated record. The transcript is spliced from 2 exons. Gene Ontology annotation, biological process: lipid metabolic process. Bases 1 to 918 code for a protein of 305 amino acids.
AUGGCACCAAUCCCUGACGUGGAUCCCUCUAACUGGUUGACCCAGUUGCGCGAGCAUAUUGGAGUCGAACGCCAGAGCCAGAUGUAUUUAUCAAGCUUGACUCUUCCAGCCACCCACAACAGCCACGCUACAACGGACCAUAUCGAAGGUUGGGGUUGGCAAAAGAUGGAAGUUGCCAAUUGUCAAUCAAGCGGUAUACGAGCACAACUCGACAUGGGCGUGCGAUCCAUUGAUCUGCGAAUCGGCAAAGACCUAGGUCUCCGCCAUGGGAAAGUCACCCUGCAAGGAAAUCUGAGAGACGCGCUGCACAUCAUGUCUGAGUGGCUGGAUAACCACCCCAACGAGACCAUCAUGUUCCAGGCCAAGUGGGACUACUGGGGGGACGAUCGUCAACCUGACCAAGACCAUGCACCAGGACAAGUCAAUGACCUGAUUCAGAAAGAAUUUUGGGCAAGGGGUCUCGUCCUCGACCAGCAGCCUAAACUGAGCGAGUGUAUUGGAAAAAUGGUUCUUUUCAAUGAUAACGGUGCAGGAGCCUUUCCGCUGAAAGGCCCCGAGGCGCCCCGCACGGAGCUUUCAGCGGAUAUGGACGUUAUUGACGCUCACUGGAUACAUGUCCAGAGGGUUUUGGAAUGGGCCUCGAGAACUUCAUCGCCAGCUAAUCAAGGGGAGUACUACGAGAUCCCUUGUGCACAACAGUCCCUGGAUAAAUUAGAGAAUCUCAGCUUGAAUAACCUUUGGGGCAAUAUCACAAGUGUCAAAAGACCGAUUGACUUCGCGACCGUUAUCAACCUAAGGCUGCAUGACUGGUUGCUCAGAAAUAUCCACGGAAGGGGUGAAGGGAGACUGGGAAGAGUUUAUGUUGAUUUUGCUGAACCUAAUUUGGUGAAGGCUACUCUACUUUGGAAUUUUGUGUGA